Molecule: messenger RNA, 1344 nt
Organism: Panicum virgatum (switchgrass)
Lineage: Eukaryota; Viridiplantae; Streptophyta; Magnoliopsida; Poales; Poaceae
Product: peroxisomal membrane protein 13-like
Exons: 5
Coding region: 209-1009 (266 amino acids)
Biological process (GO): protein import into peroxisome matrix, docking
Cellular component (GO): peroxisomal importomer complex; peroxisome; peroxisomal membrane
Source: RefSeq, a predicted model, not a curated record
AGAAACGGGGAACUCCCCCGAGGACGCGGACGGAGCCGGGAGCCAGCCAGGAAUAGUUGCCCGUCUGCUCCGCCGCGUAGGCGGCUAGCUCGGCUGGAUUCCUCUUCUCCUCUUCCCCCGCGCCGACGGACGGAGCAAUCGAGAGGGGGAAACUGCGGCUAGGCCGGCCGCCUGAUCGAGCAGAACCAGGAGCCGCGCGGCGCGCGCCAUGGCAGCAGGUGGUAAUCCACCACCAAAGCCGUGGGAACGUGCGGGAGCUUCAUCUGGUCCAGCACCUUUUAAGCCCCCCUCUGGAGGUACCACAAGUGAUGUUGUUGAAGCUUCUGGGACAGCAAAACAUGGAGAAAUUGUUUCCACUACAGGGAACAAUGCUGCUUCCAAUGUAAACAGCAACAUUUCAAGGCCAGUUCCCCCAAGGCCAUGGCAGCAGCAAGGCUAUGGAAAUUCCUUUGGGGGUUAUGGCUCCAAUAUGUAUAGCUCCUAUGGUGGAUUCAGUGGACCCUAUGGAAAUAACAUGUGUUCAGGUUAUGGAGGAGGUUAUGGUGGUAUGUACGGAGGUUCUGGAAUGUAUGGUGGCUCGAUGUAUAAUGGUGGAAUGGGAGGUCAAUAUGGUGGUUAUGGUAUGGGUGUUGGUCCUUAUAAUCAGGGUCCAAAUUCGUUUGGCCCUCCCGCACCACCCCCUGGAUUUUGGGUUUCCUUCCUACGAGUGAUGCAUGGUGUCGUAAAUUUCUGUGGGCGGGUUAGCUUCCUUGUUAGUCAGAACACUCAGGCGUUCCACAUGUUCAUUACUGCACUUUUGCAGCUAUGCGAUCGAACUGGAAUGCUUUAUGGUGAGCUUGCAAGGUUUGUUUUACGUUUGCUGGGGAUCAAAACAAAACCAAAGAAGGGUGGUGUUAAGGGCAGUGGAGCUGCAUCAUUGGAGGGAACAGGCCAACAGUUUGUGGAGGCGCCAAAAGCUGCCAGCAACUCAUGGGACAGCGUCUGGACUGAGAAUGGCAAGGGGAAGUAAACGCCGCAUUUCUGUGCAGUGAGACAGUUUUUUUUUUUGUGUGUGUGAAAGGAGAAUGGUAAGUUUGCUUGCGGGAAGAGAAAUCCGCUGAUAUCUGUUCAGAUGCAUUUUGCAUUUGGAUUAGGAAGCAAAACAAGUAAUCCCUAAUGCUCUUUGCAUUUGUCAUGUUGUUCCCUAGUAUACAUAGAGAUCUAUUACGGUGGUAGUUAGUCUGCAAUGAGAAAUGUGUGAGUUGGUAAAAUAUGGCUUUCCUAAAAAAAUGGUUUGGCAGUACGCCGGUACCCUGUACUGAGAAAAGUGAAACGUGAUAACAAAAAAGAUUUCAUUUUAUCUGA